Molecule: messenger RNA, 1500 nt
Organism: Folsomia candida
Lineage: Eukaryota; Metazoa; Arthropoda; Collembola; Entomobryomorpha; Isotomidae
Product: non-reducing polyketide synthase PKS19-like
Exons: 2
Coding region: 129-1313 (394 amino acids)
Biological process (GO): fatty acid biosynthetic process
Molecular function (GO): fatty acid synthase activity
Source: RefSeq, a predicted model, not a curated record
ACCACAAGAUUCGUCCAAAACACCAGGAUUUGAAUACGUCCAAGAUAAUCCGGACGAUACAAAAAUCCUCCAUUUGUCAGCUCCAUCGCUUGUCACGUUGUCCAAUAAAAUCCGACACCAGCAAUAAUAUGGAUAAGAACACUGACGAAAUUCAAGUAAAAAGAAACACAAAAUUCCGACAAGCGUUCCUCUACCAAAAUUUAUCCGACCUUGCUCUGACGACUCAAAAAUGGCUAAAAACCUACCAACAAAGUAAGGUCGCUCCUACCACCGGGAAAAAAUCGAAGCUCUGCUUCAUCAUUACCUGUCAAGGGACGCAUUAUCCCUCCAUGGGGCAGAAACUGUACUCCUAUUCUCCCCUAUUUCGACAGCAUUUCGACACCUGUGCCAAAAUUGUGAAAACCCAGUACGACGUGGACAUCAAGCAAUUUCUCGAGGAUCUUUCCGAGUCGCCAGACUGGAUGAAUUUUCCUCGUAACUUUCUCCCUUAUCUGCUCGCCGUUCAAUACGGCCUGUUCAAACAGUGGGAGGCUUGGGGGAUUGUGCCCGAUUACGUGUUGGGUCUCUCAUUCGGAGAAUACGGGGCUGCAGCCAUGGCUGGAAUUUUAACGCUUGAAGAAGCCUUUAAACUGAUCAUGACGAGGGUGGAGCUCAUGACCAAGUUUAUCAAGGAGGAAGCAAUGUGUGUCGGAAUGAUGGAUAGGAAAACGAUGGAAAAACUGCUGGAAGAAGCCAAACAAGAAGUUGGGGAGGAUAUAAAAUUGGAAAUUGCUGCACUAAAUAGUCCCCUGCAAACAUGUCUAGUAGGAAGUAUGAAAUGGGCGUCGUAUUUUGCAGAAGUAUGUACAAAGAACGGGAUAAAAAACCACCUUGUCCCGCAUCAUCCGUACCACUCCUCCUUAACGGAACCGAUUCUACCCGAAUUUCUCAAGACGACAAGCUCCGUGAAGUAUGAGAAGGCGAAAUGCAAAUUUAUUUCCACGGUCGACUGCAAACUGAAGGGGACAUUGGACUCCACAUAUUUUCUCGACCACUUGAAGAAUGCAGCAAAUUUUAUGGGAGGAAUUGAGACCGCGUUGGGGGAGGGGAUCACCCAUUUCUUGGAGAUUGGACCACACCCUAUUCAGCUACAGAUGAUCAGGGAUAGUUUGGACAAUAACGACCCCACGUGGAGGGAGAAGGAUUACAUGUUCUUUACUUCCUUGAGGAGAAAGUUGGACGACAAGGUGUGUCUGUUGGAUACACUGGGAAGAUUGUAUGCGAUUGGGCAUGAUGUGGAUUGGAAAGAGGUGGAGAAAGUAUUCCCGGCUUGAUUUGCACGAAUAAUACUUAGAUAAUUCCAAGAUUUAGCGUAUUGAAAGAUGUGUGUAUAUUGGACACACAUAUUAUCCACAAGAAUCCAGCUACAUAUGUAGUUUUAUUUUAAAAAAAAAUCUAUGUAUGCAAAGAAUUUCAGCCAAUUUUACGACAUUCAUUAAUUGUGAUGGCAAAUAAAGCAAA